AUGAGUUCAGAAGCAGACAAGUAUAUUGGUUCUGUAGUUUCUGUAUACUGCGGAGAUGGUUCUUGCCUUCAGGGGCAGUUAGUUUCUAUUGAUCGAAAAAACGGAACUUUUGAAUUAAAACGUCCGUUCAAAAAUGGGCGACAAAUGAAAGAGUUGCGUCUGACUCUUCGGUCUUCUGAAGUGGCUAACGUAAAAGUUUUGAAGGUGAAUAACCAAUGUGUUCAAGAAAGCAGUGAUCGUAAAGAGGUGGGUGAAACUUUUAGUCCCACAAAUGCGGAGAAAAGCGGCGCAGCAACUGAACUUUCAAGCUCUGAAAACGAUAAUCUUUCAGCAAAUUGUCAUCAGACUUGUUCAUCUUCCUGGCUGCACUCUAAUUCGGGGUCUCCAGCAAGGUCUAGGAAUUUGUAUUCUAACAACAGUGGGCGGAAUGAACGUUGGGGGACGAGGAAUGGUUGUAACAUGAAAUAUUCGAGAUAUGUUUCCGGGAACUCAAAGUGCAAUGGAAAGAAAGCUACUCAUGGCUGUGGCGAUCCAGUGCUUGAUUCGGAUAACGGGUUUUGGGUUAGUAAACGCAACCGCCAUCUGUCCAAACCGCUUGAUCCUGAGACGUUUACAACAGAUUUUGAUUUUGAAGGAAAUCUCGCCUUAUUUGACAAAAUGAGUGUGGAGAUGGAAGAGAAUGGUCAUCUCUUCCCUAAAAUUGAGGAGAAGAACUACAAACAUUAUGAAAAUGUAAUUAAUGAUCCAUCGCGAGUAACAAGUUGGACAACAGCUCCAGCGCGAUCUAAGGUGGAAGAAGAUGAAACUCACACACUUUAUACAGCUUCACGUAUUGCCACAACUCAAAAAGGAAUCAAAAUUCCAUUUUUGAGCUAUGAGGAUAAGCAGCAUUACUUAAGUGUUGCCGAAUCUUUUCUUGGAAGUGACGUUUUCCAUGUGCAAACGGCUGAUCGUCUAUUAAUGUUUUUGUGGGCAGUUAUAGACCGAUUUGAAGUGAUGGUCGAUGAAUUAGUGGUCUUGACUUCUCCAGUCGCAAAUCGUUCGCUGUUGAGUAGAUGUGUACAACAUUUUUCUAACAGAGCUUGUAAGACAGUCAUAUUUGGCGAAGAUGCCGUCGUGGUGGAUUUACCACACGUCCGGCAUGUCAGUAACCCUAGGGAUCUGCCUAUCGGUGAUGGACGACUUAUCAUUGCCCUUGAUGGCCAGAACGAUGAUCCAGAUCUUGUGAAAUGGGCAAGUUGCUUACCGCGGGGGACUCACUUGAUUUGUUUGGAGCAACCAAGAAAUUUGUGCAGAAUAGAGCAUGUUCUUAUGAUCGGUGUCGGAACUGAUUCGCGGGAAGGCGAAUUCAUGAGAAACGAAGAUGUUGGGUUGACCUGUGUAACUGAUAUGGGUAUUCCGUUUGCGUGGCUGGAUUUUCGCUCGGCUGCUUGUUUGGCUAGGGCGUUUGCUACUGAAAUGAUCGUUAUAUUGUAG
Molecule: messenger RNA, 1476 nt
Organism: Enterobius vermicularis (human pinworm)
Lineage: Eukaryota; Metazoa; Nematoda; Chromadorea; Rhabditida; Oxyuridae
Source: the annotation of a GenBank genome assembly